AUGUUUGGCAAAUCCAAGUCCACGGCGGACAUCGCGCCGACGUCGUUCGUACCCAAGAAAGCGGCCGCCGCCAACAGCCUGAAGCUGCCGAUCGCGAAAAAGUCGUCCAAUAUCGACUCGACCGUGAUGAAAACCAACACAGUCACGGGCGUCGACGCGACUCAUCUUCAGGCUGGGUCCCGGGUAUGGGUCCCCGAUGCAAAAGUGCUGUGGCGAGUCGGCGAAGUCACAGCCGUCGAAGUGGACACCAGCAUCGUCGAUGUCUUCGUGCCCGAGAGCCCGGAUGAGAAGCACCAGAAAGUCGCGCCUUCCGCGAUGCUCGCGUUCGAUCCGUCGCAUCUUGUCGAUCACACAGACAUGGCGCAGAUGAACAACAUGCACGAAGCUCCGCUCAUGUCGGUGCUGCACCGGCGCUACGUGAACGACUCGAUUUACACAUUCACAACGGACAUCCUGAUCUCGGUCAACCCGUACAAGAGCAUCCCGAUGCUGUACGACAUUGCGGGCUUCAUGGCGUCGUCGAAAGCCAAGCUCGAUUGCGAGCUCAAGACGCCGCACUUGUUUAGCAUUGCCGAAAAGGCCUAUCGCGACAUGCGAGCAAUCAAGCGGGAUGGUGCGACGACGGCGCAAUCGAUCGUCGUAAGCGGCGAGAGCGGCGCCGGCAAAACCGAAGCGUCCAAGCACAUCAUGAAGUACCUGGCCGUGGCGAGCCGCCAAGCGGACGACACCAAGGGUGCCGUCCACCCUCCCGCGGGCCAUGUCACGCUCCAUGAAAAGAUCGAAGAAUGCGUCCUCUUGUCCAACUACGUCCUCGAGUCGUUUGGAAAUGCCAAGACAUCGCGCAACGACAACAGCAGUCGGUUUGGCAAGUACAUUCAGAUCUUGUACGACCGCGAGGGCCGCAUGUGCGGCGUCGCAAUCAAGCAUUUUCUCCUGGAGAAAACCCGCAUCGUCCUGCCCGAGACGAAUGAGCGCAACUACCACGUGUUUUACCAGAUGCUGGCGGGCAUGGAACCGCGCGAACAAACAGACCUGGAACUGACGACGGCCGAGCACUACGAGUACCUCACCACGGGCAACUGCAUUGAAAUCGACGGCGUCGACGACGCUGCCGAUUUUCGCGUGCUUCGAGCGUCCAUGACCAAACUCGGGUUCACUCCCGCGACCCAAACAGAGAUUUUUCAAGUGCUGGCGGCCAUUCUCAAGCUCGGGAAUGCGUCGUUCACCUGCCAGCAGAACGACCGCGACGCGUGCCAAUUUGCCCCAGAUGUGCCUGUGGAAACGAUCGCGAGCCUCCUCGGUGUCAAAGCCACAGAGCUGGAGGAGAAGAUGACGACGCAAACGACAGUCACAGGCCGCGGGUCCAUCCUGCACAUGAAGCUGACGUGCGAGCAAGCCCAGCAUGCCAAGCACGCGUUCUGCAAGUACAUUUAUGGCGAAGUGUUCAACUACCUCAUCGGCCGCAUGAACUCGACGGCGAGCGAGGCCAAGGCCCAGUCGUUUAUUGGAAUCCUCGACAUUUUUGGGUUUGAAGUGAUGCCAGCCAACAGCUUUGAGCAGCUUUGCAUCAACUUUGCCAACGAGGUGCUCCAGCAGCAGUUCAACAAGCACAUCUUUGUGUUGGAGCAGGAGCGAUAUGCUGCCGAGGGCAUAUCAGUGUCUGUGAUCGAGUUCCAGGACAACCAGGAAUGCUUGGACUUGAUCCAGAAGCCUCCCAGUGGCAUCAUGCCCCUGUUGGACGAGCAAAUCAUGCUCAAGCGCAAAACGACGGAUCGCCAACUGCUCUCGAUAUACCACCAAACGCAUUUGGAAAAACACCCGCACUACGCCAAGCCACGGUUCGAGUCGGACGACUUUGUGAUCAAGCAUUAUGCUGGCGAUGUUGUGUACUGCAUCAACGGGUUUAUCGGCAAGAACAAUGACAACUUGCACGAAGACUUGAUGGAGUUGCUGCGUGCGAGCUCGCUCGAGUUGGUCGCUGCCAUGUUGUCUGGGCACACGCCCGUCGGCGUGACGUUGAAGAGCCCGAGAGCUACCGACCUUCCCACGUCGCCAACUACAAAGCAUCGACGGAAUGCGAGCUCGUUGUCGGGGUCCACGACCGUCGCGAGCAAGUUCAAAGCGCAGUUGGGCGGGUUGAUGGACAUGCUGAGCUCGACGACACCGCAUUACAUCAAAUGCAUCAAGCCCAACAACAUCAAGUUCCCCGGCGGGUUUAGCUCGGAGCUUGUCCGGGACCAGUUGAUCUGCAGCGGCAUCUUGGAAGUGAUCAAGAUUCGCCAGCAAGGGUACCCCAUUCGACGCCCGUUCGACCACUUUUUCGAUACCUUUCGCAUCAUCCUGCGCGGCAAAGCUGCUCGUUGCGGGUCAACCAUCGAAGGAUGCCGGCAGAUUGCGACGUUCGCGCUGCUACCAAAUGCAUUCCAGAUCGGGAAAACGGAGAUAUACCUUCGGUACGGCCAACUCGAGCUGCUCCAGUCUGUGUUGCUGUCCGUCAAAGGCGACAUCGCCACGACGAUUCAAUCCAAGUUUUGGCGGCGAUGUGUCGCGCAAAAACAGUACCAAACCGUUCGAAACGGGAUGUUGGCACUGCAGGCCAAGUUCCGACAAGUGGUCGUGACGGAGCGCUACCGCAAGCUGCGAUGGGCCGCGACAAAACUUCAAGCCACGUGUCGGCGCAACGCCUGCGUGCGAGUGUUCACGGCCCAAAAGAAAGCAGCGAUCGUCGUCCACACGAUCGCCCGCGGCUUUGUCACGCGCCGCCGCAUCAUUCGGCACGCCCUCAUGGAACGUGCCGCUGUGACCGUUCAAAAGGUUGUGCGUGGGUACUUGCACCGGUCCAAGGUCGCUCGCGCGCUGAAAUGUCAAACCAAGAGCGCAAUCAAGAUCCAGGCGCUCUACCGUGGCUAUGUUCAACUGCAGCAGUUCUGCCGUGUUUAUGAAAACGUUGUCUUGCUUCAAGCGGUGUACCGCGCCCACCAAAGCCGCCAAACGUUUCUCCGGGGAAAGGCGGCGGCCGUCGCGUCCCAAGCCCUCGUGCGUAAGCUGUUGCAGCGCAAAAAGUUCGUCCACCAACGCAAAAUGGCCAUUCGGCUCCAGUCGUUUGCGCGCAUGGUGCCGUGCCGAGUUUGGCAUGUUCGACGUCAGCGCGCUGCCUGCGCGAUCCAGUGCAUGGUUCGUGGGGCGCUGGCGAGACAACGUUUUGCACAGGUGGUGGCGGCAACCAAGCUCGUGGCGUCCGUCGUGCGCAUGUACCAUUGCAAGAAAGCGCUUGCGAUGAUGCGCCACAGCAUUGCGUGCAUUCAGCGCUCCGUUCGAGUGUACUUGAACCGGCGGUGGUAUUUGAACGUGAUGAAGGCGGUGAAGGUUGUCCAGCGCGUCGUCCGCAAGUGGCGGGUCAAGCGCUGUCUCCAAGGACAGUUGGCGCUCCUCCGGGACGCGUGCGAUCGCCGCGAGUCGGACGUUGUGAUCCAACUCGUACGCGACACCCCCGACCUCAUCCACGUUCGCCACCAUCACAACAACUUCAACUCGCUCUUGCACAUCGCGGCGGCGGCCGGCGAUUUGAACGUCGUUCAGUUCAUCCUGACGCAAGACGCCAACGCUGUGAAACUGGCCAACAGCCGUGGCAACACGCCGUUGCACGAAGCGUGCGCCCAUUCGCGCCUCGACGUUGCCAAGGUUUUACUCCGCGCUGCCUCGUCCAUCAAGUUGCAGGCGCCGGAAACGAACCCUGCCUCGGACGAAGCGCCAGGUGAAGAGCUCAAAACCGAGCGCACGUCACACGCCGACGUGACAGUCCUGGCCGGGACAUUGAGAAAACGCCGUGAAGCGUCAGGCUGGAUGACGCGAUAUGUGGUGCUGAAGACAUGCAACCAAGUCCCAGAAUUGCACUAUUACCACAGCAAGCACCACGUUGGCGGCAAGAGCGACAAGGCAUUGGAUCUGCGACGCGCGCUGUUUAAGAAGAGCGACGACGUUGCGAAUUCGUUUGAAAUUCACUCGCCUGAGCUCCUGCAAGGCCGCAACCGCGAAGGGCGACUCUACUUUCAAGCAGCGAGUGAAAUGGAGCUCCAGACGUGGUUGGCGAGCCUGCGCGACACCGUUCCGUCGAGCCUCGAGACGAGACUCUUUGCCAUGCAGCGGGCACCCAACAGCAUUCAGUACGUCGAUCGCGCCAACCAAGCGGAGUGGGUGAACGCCCCCAACGCCCGUGGCGAAACGAUGCUGCACUUGGCAGCUCACGCGACCAACGAUAACGUGGGGACUGCUCACCGUGACAAGGCUGCGCGCGAGUUCACCAGGACAGACGAGCCAGCUCCUGCCGCCAGUGACACGUCAGCCAUCAAAGCGGACGAAGUGCAUGCGAUCAAGACUUGUUUGUGGCUUCUGGAGCAUGGCGCCGACCUCAACGCGCAGACUCGUUCCAAGCAAACACCACUCAAGCUCGCGAUCCAACGAAAGUUUCACGCGUUGGCUAAGCACCUCUUGGACCGCGGGGCGACGGCAGCCGAGCUCACCCCCACCGAAACAACGAUAGUUCAAGCGCUCAAGCUGGAGCUAGCAAAGUCGGCCAUCACCAACGUGCAGUGCCAAACCAAAGACGAUCCGGCGGCCGUCCUCUUCCUGCUCAAACAGCCCGGACACCUCCGCAACAGUUCGUACGUGUCGCUGUACGUCGACCAAGUUGGGCUCGUCCACGCGGCAGAGUACACUCGUCCCCGCCUUGUCAUCAGCGUCUUUGACACGGAGAAGAACCUUGUUGAGAAGAAGCAGCAAGUCACGUCGCUUCCACUGGCGCAAUCCAACGCCAUGUUCUGGGGCUGCACGUGGCACAUGCAGACUCCCAUGGAGAACCUCCCAGCAGGAGCACUCGUCGUGAUCGAAAUUGUGUCGUCCGCCCACCACGGUCACCUCAUGCCGAGCUCGCCCCAAUACGGCGCGGUCCACCCCGUGUGCUGGACAUUUCUUCACAUCGACAAGCGGACGGCCACUACGUCGGCUUUCACGUCGGAGAUGUAUGUGUACCCGAUGGACCUCAAGCUCAAGAAACUCCAACGCUACGAUGGAUUUAUCAGCGGCGACAUUGUGCUGUCCCAGGGCGCCAUGUCGUAG
Messenger RNA from Aphanomyces invadans, 5115 nucleotides. RefSeq lists its product as hypothetical. Gene Ontology annotation, cellular component: actin cytoskeleton; cytoplasm; vesicle. Lineage: Eukaryota; Oomycota; Saprolegniomycetes; Saprolegniales; Verrucalvaceae. The transcript is spliced from 24 exons. The record is from RefSeq and is a predicted model, not a curated record. Gene Ontology annotation, molecular function: actin filament binding; ATP binding; microfilament motor activity. The coding region runs from base 1 to 5115 and encodes 1704 amino acids. Gene Ontology annotation, biological process: actin filament organization; vesicle transport along actin filament.